CAUUUACGUCACAUCAAAUAUUCCAUUUGGAAAAAAAUCUUCCUGGAAAAUACAUCUUUGGUGUUUUUGCCAUAAAAAAGUUUUUCUUGAACAAAAAGUGCAUUAAACAUGAAUACAUUUUACUGGGGCGGCAUAGCUCGGGGGCUUCACGGUGGCAGAGGGGUUAGUGCGUCUGCCUCACAAUACGAAGUUCCUGCAGUCCUGGGUUCAAAUCCAGGCUCUGGAUCUUUCUGUGUGGAGUUUGCAUGUUCUCCCCGUGAAUGCGUGGGUUCCCUCCGGGUACUCCGGCUUCCUCCCACUUCCAAAGACAUGCACCUGGGGAUAGGUUGAUUGGCAACACUAAAUUGGCCCUAGUGUGUGAAUGUUGUCUGUCUAUCUGUGUUGGCCCUGCGAUGAGGUGGCGACUUGUCCAGGGUGUACCCCGCCUUCCGCCCGAUUGUAGCUGAGAUAGGCGCCAGCGCCCCCCGCGACCCCGAAAGGGAAUAAGCGGUAGGAAAUGGAUGGAUGGGCAUAGCUCGGUUGGUAGAGUGACCGUGCCAGCAACUUGAGGGUUGCAGGUUCGAUUCCCGCUUGAGCCAUCCUAGUCACUGCCGUUGUGUCCUUGGGCAAGACACUUUACCCACCUGCUCCCAGUGCCACCCACACUGGUUUAAAUGGAACUUAGAUAUUGGGUGUCACUAUGUAAAGCGCUUUGAGUCACUAGAGAAAAGCGCUAUAUAAAUAUAAUUCACUAAUUCACUUCACUUUACAUGGACAGAUAAAUCUGAAGUUGAUCUCAAGAUUUAAGUGUUAAAAAAAAAGGUAAAAAUAUGAAAUUAUUCCCAGCAUUUUUGACAUUUUUCAGUGUGCGGCGCUCAGGAGAAAAAGUUAGGACGCAGAUGGGCAGCCAUGUUGUCAGGUCUCUUUCAGGGAGAAGAUUUUUGCCAGUUGCCGUAUUUCCUUGAAUUACUGCCGGGUCAAACUCGCUUGGCAAAAUAAUUAGUGCAUGCUUAGUAUUUGUAGAUCCGCCUCCGCUUGGGAUGGUUUCCUGCUGGCUCCGCUGUGGACGGGACUCUCGCUGCUGUGUUGGAUCCGCUUUGGACUGGACUCUCGCGACUGUGUUGGAUCCAUUGUGGAUUGAACUUUCACAGUAUCAUGUUAGACCCGCUCGACAUCCAUUGCUUUCCUCCUCUCCAAGGUUCUCAUAGUCAUCAUUGUCACCGACGUCCCACUGGGUGUGAGUUUUCCUUGCCCUUAUGUGGGCCUACCGAGGAUGUCGUGGUGGUUUGUGCAGCCCUUUGAGACACUAGUGAUUUAGGGCUAUAUAAGUAAACAUUGAUUGAUUGAUUGAUAUUACCGCCGGGUCAAACUCGUCACGUCACGAGUGACACUUCCCCUGUCAUCAUUUUCAAAAAUGGAGGCUGUUUUCAUUACCAGUCAUUUGAAAUCACAUAAAGGGAAGAAGCUAUUAUAUAUUCAGUAGGAUUUAAGGUCCAAACUUACAUCACGCUCAAAUUUUUACUGCAUUCCUUUGGUAAGUGGCAAAAUGAGAAGAGGUUUCAAAAUUAGCGCGUGCUUACUUUUACCGCAUGCCUUUGGUAAGUGCCAAAAUCAGAAGAGGUUUUAAAUUAAUUAACUCAAGGAAAUACGGUAAGUUUUUUUUUGUAGUAAUAUUCCAAAUUGGGACGUAUUUCAUUUUGUCCUUUUAGAAUAUGUUGUGGGCCGCACUUUGAACACCCUGUUAUUCACUCAGUAUGUGUGAGGCCGCAUUGCUUUGCAGUCCUCUCCAAGGUUUCUCACAGUCCUCAUUGUCACUUGUCACCGAUGUCCCACUGGGGUGAGUUUUUCCUUGCCCUUAUGUGGGCUCUACUUAGGAUGUCGUUGUGGUUUGUGCAGCCCUUUGGAACACUUGUGAUUUAGGGCUGUAUAAAUAAACACUGAUUGAUUGAUAUAUUUUUUUUUACAAGCCUCGGAAUCAAAUAUGCAUUAUUUCUGUGUUCCUGGUCAAUAAUGUCUCCCACUCAGAUGUGAACGUUAAUGGCAAUCGACACUUUAAUGUGGAAAGAGUCCACUUCCGCUGCCCUGAUUUAGAAACAGCGGUAGGCGGGGCUAAAAAGAAAAAAAUCAGUUCCUGCCCUCCUAUUGGCUGGCUCUUCUGUAGGCGUGGUUUGUGGUGACGUCAGACGCACCCGGGAUUAUCCUGUUUUUUGUUGGUUUUUUUAAUGUCGCCUCAUCCAUCGCAUAUUCCAUCCUAACGCACUGCUCGGGGCGGAUUAUCGCCAUGUUGUGACGUUUGCAGCCUCGGCGAGCCUUUACGUAACUUGACGUCGUCUGGAGAAGGAUCUGGAAGCUCGGAUGAGGCGCGUGUCCCGCCACGCAGAUGGGCGCCGACGGCAGCAAGAAGAGGCCCACUGACGCCCGGGAGGACCAGAACCUGGUGUCGGGAUGGCGCGGCUUCCUGUCCGGCAUGAGCCUGUCCCUCCCCGCCGCCGUCUGCCGCCUGGCUCCGCCCCCCCUGCGCCCGGCUGGGCGGCGCAUGCUCCAGGCCAAGGCGCCCGACAUCCCCGAACAUGUGCUGAGGCUGGCGGCUGUGGGGCCCGACAAGCUGAGGGCGGAGUGGAGCCUGCCGGGCUGGGUGACCAUGUUCCUGCCCGAGUUCCCACACAGGCCUGCACCUGGACAGGAACACUUUCAGGUGUUGGGCUACAUCGCCAAAGGUUCUUUCGGCCCCAUCCUGAAGGUGAAGGACAAGAGCAAGCAGAAGACGUACGCUGUCAAGGUGAUUCCCAAAUCUGAGAUCCUCAGACUGGGCGUGUUGGAGCAGUCCAAGGAAGAGGUCAUAGUUCAGCGUCAGGUUCAUCACCCGUUUGUCCACGACCUGCAGGACUGUUGGCAGACACAGCGCCACCUCUACAUUAUGUGUGACUAUUGCGGCACGGGCGACCUCUACACCUACUGGCAGAUGAUCGGACACUUCGCCGAGGACACGGUGCGAGUGUUUGCGGCCGAGCUGGGCUGCGCGCUAGGAUUCCUGCACGACUUUGGAAUCAUCCACAGAGACGUGAAGAUGGAGAACAUCCUGCUGACAGAUGAAGGUCACCUCCGCUUAGCUGACUUUGGUUUGUCUCGUCGUCUGGAGCGAGGAGGACGUGCGUUUACCAUCUGUGGCACCAUCCAGUAUAUGGCCCCCGAGGUGCUGAGCGGCGGUCCUUACAACCACGCGGCCGAUUGGUGGUCUCUUGGAAUCCUCCUCUUCUCAUUGGCUGUUGGCAAGUUCCCCGUGGCAGCAGAAGCAGACCACUGCGGCAUGCUGAGGAGGGUCCGGUCCUUCCCCUACGAGAUGCCCCUCGGCCUCAGCCCCCCCCUGGCCAUGCUGGUCACCGAGCUGCUGUGCAAGACGCCCGCCCGCCGGCUCCGCACCCUGGACCGCUUCCGACGCCAGACCUUCUUCCGCGGGCUGACUUUCGACCAGGGCCUGCUGCAGCGCCACCCUGUGGAGGUGAUUCUGGAGCUGAGGGAGCGACCGGACCGUGCGGCCAAAGCUCGCCGAGGCCUGACGUUGUCGCUGCAGCCGCUCAAGGGCUUCGACUACGACUCGCUGCUCGGACCGCCCGACGCGCAUCCGGACCGCCACGCGCAAAGUCAGGCAAAGUUUCUGUGGCGCGCGCAGGAAGAAGGUCCGCACAGGGAGGUGUUUGUGUGAGGUCGGUACGCCACCAACUCUUUAAACGUGCUUCAUACCGCCGCUUGUGAGGUGGGCGGAGCUACACCUGUCGGGAAGAAAGAUGUCCGCCAUUGUUGUCCUACGUCUACUCUGUGGCCUUCCUCUUCUUUGUGGCGCUGCCGGGUCUCUAACCUUACACCAGACUUCCUGGUUGCGUCACAUGUUCUCUUACGUCACAACACUAGGUGGCUACAAGCAUAGACAUGCCUACUGGCGCUAACGAGACGCGGGGCCGCCAUCUUGGAGUGGUGAUCCGCUCCACUCAGUGCAAUUCAUUUGGCAGGAGGAAUGAAUUGUCAGCGCAUUUCAUUCAUCUUACCUCACUGAAUGCCACCGAUUUUAAUAUGCUUUUUUAUUAUACGUGUGUAGCUAUGAUAAAGGACACGUUUUCUUAUUCAUAGUUUGCUUAACAGGAAUAGAAUAUUCUUAUAUGCUAUAAGUCAGUGGUUCUCAACCUUUUUUCAGUGACAUUUUUUCAAUUCAAGUACCCCCUAAUCAGAGCAAAGCAUUUUUGGUUGAAAAAAAAAGAUAAAGAAGUAAAAAAAAAUGUAAAAAAUAUACAACAUAAAGUUGCAAGAAAUACAUCAAUAAUGAAUAAAGCCAAAUAUUUUCUAGACCAAAAAUCACUUUAUAUUCUCUACUGCUCACUAGUGUUACCAUAUCUGAGUUACUGUGUAGAAAUAUGGGGAAAUAAUGACAAAAGUACACUUCAUUCACUAACAGUGUUACAAAAAAGAUCAGUUAGAAUAAUACAUCAUGUUGGAUAUAGAGAACAUACAAACCCUUUAUUUAUUGAAUCAAAGAUACUGAAAUUCCACGACAUAGUGGAAUUGCAAACAGCUAAGAUUAUACACAAAGCAAACUAUAACCUGCUUCCCAAGAAUAUACAACAAUUCUUCUCAACAAAAGAAGAGAAAUAUAAUCUUAGAGAAAAAUGUAAUUUAAAACAUUUGUAUGCACGUACAACACUUAAAACCUUCAGUAUAUCAGUAUGUGGAAUUAAAUCAUGGAAUGGAUUAAGCAAAGACAUCAAACAAUGUACUAAUAUGAUCCAUUUCAAGAAACUCUUCAAACUGGAAGUGUUAACAAAGUACAAAAAUGAAGAAUCAUGAUAAACAUUCAGAUUUUACUCACACAUUCAUUUUCAAAAUAAUCUGACUUAUCUCAUCGUAUGGAUUAAAAUUUAAGCAAUUAUUUAUUUAUUUAUAUUGUGAUUACUUAUUACUUAUGGAGUAUACAUUGUGAAUACAUUGAGAACAGGAAGUGAUCAAAAGUUUUAGCAACUGUUAUGUAAAGAAAAGGGGUUAGGAUUAAAUAAGCUCUGCUUCUUCCUCCUCCUUUUCGAACAUGUUGGAAAGAGAAACUGGAAAUUGUGAUGCAUCAUGUUGUAUGCUUGCAUGUUCCAAAUAAACUCAAACUCAAACUCAAAAAAAUACAGCACUAUGUCAUCAGUUUCUGAUUUAUUACAUUGUAUAACAGUGCAAAAUAGUGCUAAUUUGUAGUGGUCUUUCUUGAAUUAUUUGGAAAAAAAGCUAUACAAAUAACUAAAAACUUGUUGAAAAAUAAACAAGUGAUUCCUUUUAUAAAUAAAGAUUUCUACACAUAGAAGUAAUCAUCAACUUAAAGUGCCCUCUUUGGGGAUUGUAAUAGAGAACCAUCUGGAUUCAUGAACUUAACAUUUCUUCACUAAAAAAGACAUCUUUAACAUCAAUAUUUAUGGAACAUGUUCACAAAAAAAUCUAGCAUUGUUGCAUUUCUUUUCACAGUUUAUGAACUUACAUUCAUAUUUUGUUGAAGUAUUAUUCAAUAAAUAUAUUUAUAAAAUAUUUUUGAAUUUUUAGAAUCCAUCCAUCCAUCCAUCCAUCAUCUUCCGCUUAUCCGAGGUCGGGUCGCGGGGGCAGCAGCCUAAGCAGGGAAGCCCAGACUUCCCUAUCUCCAGCCACUUCGUCUAGCUCUUCCUGGGGGAUCCCGAGGCGUUCCCAGGCCAGCCGGGAGACAUAGUCUUCCCAACGUGUCCUGGGUCUUCCCCGUGGCCUCCUACCAGCUGGACGUGCCCUAAACACCUCCCUAGGGAGGCGUUCGGGUGGCAUCCUGACCAGAUGCCCAAACCACUUCAUCUGGCUCCUCUCCAUGUGGAGGAGCAGCGGCUUUACUUUGAGUUCCUCCCGGAUGGCAGAGCUUCUCACCCUAUCUCUAAGGGAGAGACCUGGAAACCCAUUUGGGCCGCUUGUACCCGUGAUCUUAUCCUUUCGGUCAUGACCCAAAGCUCAUGACCAUAGGUGAGGAUGGGAACGUAGAUCGACCGGUAAAUUGAGAGCUUUGCCUUCCGGCUCAGCUCCUUCUUCACCACAACGGAUUGAUACAACGUCCGCAUUACUGAAGACGCCGCACCGAUCCGCCUGUCGAUCUCACCAUCCACUCUUCCCCCACUCGUGAACAAGACUCCUAGGUACUUGAACUCCUCCACUUGGGGCAGGGUCUCCUCCCCAACCCGGAGAUGGCACUCCACCCUUUUUAGAAUAUUUUAAAAAAAUCUCACGUACCCCUUGGCAUACCUUCAAUUACCCCCAGGGGUACACGUACCCCAAUUUGAGAACCACUGCUAUAAGUGACUAGAAGUCCGAGAUCUAAUAUGAGAAUAUAACCUCAGAUAAGGGGAAAAAAAACGGUCAGCUAUUUUUAAGUUGAAGAAACAAUAUCCAUCCAUUUUAUACCGCUUGUCCCUUUUAUAUGAUUUGGUUAUAUAUACAUGCAUAUAUCCUACAUACACAAUGUAUGAUUAUGUUAUGCAUCUUAGGGACGUAUAGAUUGUAUCUCUGUUGCUGCAGCAGCAGAGAGUUUAUUCUGGGCAGUAUAGCUCGGUUGGUAGAGUGGCCGUGCCAGCAACUUGAGGGUUGCAGGUUCGAUUCCCGCUUCCGCCAUCCUAGUCACUGCCGUUGUGUCCUUGGGCAAGACACUUUACCCACCUGCUCCCAGUGCCACCCACACUGGUUUAAAUGUAACUUAGAUAUUGGGUUUCACUAUGUAAAGUGCUUUGAGUCACUAGAGCAGGGGUGGCCAACUAGUCAGAGACUAAGAGCCACUUUUUUUUCGGUGUUACUGCAAAGAGCCACAUCAUACACAUGGGUACACAUGAACAUCAUAUUUUAAUCAUGUAUGCACGCAUACACAGACCUGUGCUCAGCCAGAUCUAAUGAAAAUAACCACACCAACAUGAUAAUAUCAGUAAUUUUCAACAGUUAACAUUGUGUGUCUCACACACACACAUACUCUCAGUUCAAGCAAGUCCACAAACAACAAUAGAAUAAUUUUCAAUAACAUCUUUCUCUUACUAUGCUGCUUAGUGAGACUUCUGGCAUUCCUUAUCUUGAACAAUCCUCUUCAAAUCUGGCUUGUAUUUUGUUGUUGCCACUCUAAGCAAUUCUUUCAAAUGAGUGUCAGUCAGAACAGAUCGAUGCUUUGAUUUCAGAUGUUUCAGGGUAGAAAACACAGACUCGCAGACGUACGUUGACCCAAACAUGGACAGUAUCUUAAGCGCAGCUCCUUUGAUAUUGGGGUAUUUUUCAAUUAGCACACUUUUCUAAAACGGCCUUCUUUCAUCUCCGUAAUAUCGCUAAAAUUCGCUCCAUUUUGUCCACUAAAGACGCCGAGAUCAUUAUCCAUGCGUUUGUUACGUCUCGUCUCGAUUACUGUAACGUAUUAUUUUCGGGUCUCCCCAUGUCUAGCAUUAAAAGAUUACAGUUGGUACAAAAUGCGGCUGCUAGACUUUUGACAAGAACAAGAAAGUUUGAUCACAUUACGCCUGUACUGUAUAUACCUUUAUAUACAUAUAUACAUACAUAUAUACCUAUACUGUAUAUACCUUUAUAUACAUAUAUACAUACAUAUAUACCUAUACUGUA
Nerophis ophidion (straightnose pipefish) is the source of this 7605-nucleotide messenger RNA. It is a transcript of the gene rskrb, whose product is annotated as ribosomal protein S6 kinase related b. Gene Ontology annotation, biological process: protein phosphorylation. The record is from RefSeq and is a predicted model, not a curated record. Lineage: Eukaryota; Metazoa; Chordata; Actinopteri; Syngnathiformes; Syngnathidae. Gene Ontology annotation, molecular function: protein serine/threonine kinase activity; ATP binding.